UGAAAAUGAUAUGUCAAUGACGUCUACUUGCUUGCUUUUGCUUGACGUUUUGCAGCGGGAAUGUAGAAAGAAAUCUCGUUUGUUGAUUAAAAGUGAUUGUAAGUGUGCGAUACGCGGCCUUAUAAAUAAAAAUCUCCUAUCACGAUGCCGCCGAGUAGCUUACGAGUGGUCUACGCGUUCGCCAGGGAAAUGCAUCCGAAAACGACCGAUGUCUUUAUCGAGUAUGGCACGGCCGGAUUCCGCACAAAAGCCAGCCUGCUAGAGCAUGUGGUGUACCGCAUGGGUUUGCUUGCGGUCAUCCGCUCCAGGGUCAAAAAUGGUCGCACAAUAGGCAUAAUGAUCACAGCCUCCCACAACCUGGAGCCUGACAAUGGAGUGAAACUCAUCGAUCCUGAGGGUGAAAUGCUGGAGCAAAGCUGGGAGGAGAUCGCCACGAGGCUCGCCAACGUUAGUGACAAUGACUUGGAAGCAACGACGGUGGAGGUGAUCAAGCAGGUGAACGCCGAUAUGGGACUGAAGGCCAGCGUUUUCAUCGGCAUGGAUACCAGAUACACAAGCCCCCGAUUAGCAGCGGCCGCGGUACACGGCGUGAUGGCACUGAAAGGCACCGCCAAAGAGUUCGGCAUCGUCACCACGCCCAUCCUGCACUACUGCGUGCGCUGCAGAAACGACAACACUUACGGCACGCCCACUGAAGAAGGUAGAAAAUACGGACCGUACUCUCUCGUGAGUACUCCAGGUGAGCGAGGUUACUAUGAAAAAAUAGUAGGCGCUUUCAAGAACAUCCGAGCAAAAUUACCCGUCCGCGGAUCUUAUAACACUACUCUAUACGUUGACGGCGCAAACGGCGUGGGGGGGAAGAAACUCAACAUUAUCAAGAAGAGUCUGGAUGGGGAGUUGGACCUGGUGCUAUAUAAUUUGGGGGGGAAUGGAGGGAAAUUGAAUUUGAAUUGCGGUGCAGACUUCGUGAAAGUAUCGCAACAGCCUCCAGUUGGGGUCGAGCACGUACCGUUCCAACGCGUCGCGUCCUUAGACGGCGAUGGCGACCGGCUCGUUUACUACUACCUCGACGACAAUAACAAAAUGCACCUCCUGGACGGCGAUAAGAUAGCAACUCUAUUAGCGAGCUACGUCACAGAGCUGCUAAAGGCGUGCGAAGCGACCGACUUGAAGCUCGGUCUCGUGCAGACCGCAUACGCCAAUGGAGCGUCCACCAAAUACAUCACAGAAGAUCUGAAAGUACCAGUGUCAUGCGUGAAAACAGGCGUAAAGCACCUCCAUCAUGCGGCGCAGUCAUACGACAUCGGAGUAUAUUUCGAAGCUAACGGACACGGCACGGUUCUAUACAGCGAUAAGGCUAAGACUACGAUACGACGCAUCGCUCAAGAAGGUGAACCAGAACAGCGGAAAGCGGCUCAACUAUUCCUAAACUUCAUCGACAUGACCAACGAAACUGUCGGCGACGCCAUUUCUGACCUCUUCCUGGUAGAAACCGUCCUCUGCGCCAGGGGACAGAACGUCAGAGACUGGAUGGAAGCUUAUACGGACCUUCCGUGUCGGCAACUGAAGGUCACAGUGCAGGACCGCAACGCCAUAUCAACGGCGGACGCCGAGCGGCGCUGCACGGCGCCCGAGGGGCUCCAGAGCCGCGUGGACGAACUGGCGGCUACAUACAGGAGUGGCAGGGCCUUCGUGCGCCCAUCCGGCACUGAGGACGUCGUCAGGGUGUAUGCCGAGGCGGACACUCAAGAGAACGCAGACAAAUUAGCAGCACAAGUGUCGCAGGCAGUUUUCGACCUGGCCGGUGGCGUGGGCGACCGACCGCUCGCUUAGACUGACAAACACUCCAGGCACCCGGCAGCUUCUACACUUCAACCCCAGAGGUCAAUAUUUGUCAGCGAAAAAUCGACCUUGAGGUUGUAAACAUACAAUUGAAUUUUAUUGUCAUUUUGAAUGCGAUAUCACGUCCGUGGGACUCAAGGGGUUAAAAUUAGAGAUCCCCGCUGCAUGCUUUAAUGGAUCCUGGGAAUAGAGGUAUUUUUGUGGAUUUAGCUCAGAAUAGAAAGUCGGUUAUUUUAUGUUUUUGAUUUUAACACUAAAUAUGGAUCUUUUAUUGGAUGUAGAAGUGAUGGAGCAUCUAAAAUAUAGUGAUUAUUUUUGCUUUGUGAUGCCCCAUAGUGACAUAAUUAUGAGUGAUAAUCACUAAAGUUAAAUAAGUAUAAAUUAAGAGCCCAUAAUAUUGAUAUAAAACUAUGUAGAUUUGCAGAAAAUAUAAUUUACGAACGAGGAAUAAAUGUCAUCAUAUAUAUAUAGUUGUGACUAUAUAGUUGUGAGAGAAAUAUAUUUACAUAUAUAUGAGAAUAGAAAGGAAAUGUUAGUACUAAAUAUUGAAAGACAGAUACUUCUGCUCACUAACCUAGUGGUAAGGAAAGAACUAAGGAAAGUCAUGUAAUGGCUUAUAUGUGACGUUUUCAACUAGAAGGGGCCACAUUGUCGGUUGUUGAUAAGGUUAGUUUCAUUUUUUUUUAAUACUACGUCAGUGGCAAACAAGCAUACGGCCUGCCUGAUGGUAAGCAGUCUCCGUAGCCUAUGUACGCCUGCAACUCCAGAGGAGUUACAUGCGCGUUGCCGAUCCUAACCCCACCCCCCUCGUUGAGCUCUGGCAACCUUACUCACCGGCAGGAACACAACACUAUGAGUAGGGUCAAGUGUUAUUUGGCUGCGGUUAUAUUGAAGCUUUAUGGAAAUAGCGCCUUAUUUAAAACCGACAAUAAGUACCCUUUUGGUUGAAAACGCCACAUAUGGUGACAAAUAUGCUAAGUUAUAAGUGUAUGGAAUGAAGAAUAUUUGGACAGGAUUCUUUAUUUGAGAUAAUUAUUUAUAGAAGUGACAUAGACUUAGACACCCAUUUUGUGAUUCACUUUGCAAUUUCUAAAAGAUUUAUGGAGAUUUUAUUUUACUCGUCUUUUUUAUGGGCAAAUCACAAUUUGCGUAAUCACUUAAGUAAUCAAUUUUAUUAACACAGAUCCACUUUUAAUAGUAGGAUUUACCUUUUUUAUUGCAUGUAUAAUUUAUUUUUGUAAUCCUAAGAGCUAAUUUGACAGUUUUUAUCGAAUUAAAAGCUAUAUAUUUAAAACACAAUUUUAAUAAAAUUAUAUGAUAAUUGUAACUAUGAAACUCCCGUGAGACUCGAACAUGUAAAAAAUAUUUUAAUUUCGCGGAUCUAAACAUGUCGAUCGUUUAUUCGAUUUAAUAAUACGUGAGUAGUUUAAACAUUUUAAAUAAAUUCUAUGCUUGUUAGGAUUCCGUGUAAACUGUCAAAAUCGUUUUAGAGAUAUAUUGUAAUCACUGCCUUUAUCUAGUUAUAAGAGGACGCGACUUCAUUGUGGUUCGAAUUUAGAGUUAAUUAGCGCAAAAGAGCUAUCUGAAUUUCGUAGUUAAUUAUUGUUUCUGUUGAAAAUAAUUAUUUAUUUGGGUUGUAGACUAAAUUUGAAAAUAUAGUUUUGGGAAAACUACAAUCGCUUCUAACGCAGUGUAGAAAAAUUGUUAUAAAAAAUAUGUAUCUGACUGUGAGCCUGUUUCAUACAGGGUACAUUUUUUUCAUGUAUUUUCAAACACAAUCCUGUAUUGAUUUAAAAACUAUGACUAAUAGAGAAACAAUGACCUUUUGUAGCAUUUUGGUUAUUUUUAUUAACACACAUUGAAGUGCCAUGGCAACUAUGGAACAGGUCCUGUAUUUUAAUGAAUAAGUUACACAUUACAUUUUUGACGAUCUGUCAUUUUUUACGUUUACUUAUUUAGUAUAUAAUCUUUUAUAAUUACCACAAUAUUAUGUCAUGUGGUUGUAUACAUUUGAUAUUAAGGACCAACUUUAAUUUUUAAAUUUUAUUUUUUAUUUUUAUAUACUUAAUAUGUAAAUGGGGCGACUUGAGAUAAAAAAAAAAUGUAAAGAUUGUAACUAACAAAAAAAUUCUAGUGACCCCUCACUUUUAAAGCGAAAACGUUUUAGGGCUUGAUUUGAUAGCUAAGGUAAAGUUCUGAGUUUAAACUCUUGGUUUAUCAAUUCAGGGACUAAAUAAUUUUAUUAUAAUUAAGGUCAAUGUGGAAAAUACCGGCAUAUAAAAUUUAUUGCAGGAGAGUCCGUCAUAGGAUAAAAACUCGUAUUUAUACAUAUAUUUAUACUCGUACAUAUACAUACGUACUUUGCUCAGACACUGUCAAAAAGAAUGAGUUUCACUCCUCCUGCUCAAGGCUCGGAAACCGGUUAAAUUUCCAAACCGUUAUCUACUUGGUGCAAAACCUUUUAAUUUUGGUUUCGUUCGUAAAACCGUUAUUUUUGAACCGGUUUUUAUCUUUACGCGGCACACCACCAGGCCGGCCGGUCGUCUCGUCAAUCGUCGCAUAAACCGGUUUAUUUAGGUUAAAAUACCGAGUAAAACCGAAAUAAACCGGUAUUUACCGCUAUUUUUAAAACCGGUUCCGAGCCUUGCUUUUGCUCUAACCGACCUUCUGUAAGUGGGGUAUGUGUACAAGCGCAAGAGUUAGAAGCAAAAGCUUACCUGAUAGACGGUGGAUAAUGACCUUAAAUAAUUGUCUCAUUAUAUUGAAAUUGUGGGGCGCAAAACAGUCAAUAUUUAUCUAACCAGGUGGCAUCAACCCAGCGGCGAUUCUUUUCAUGACUUUGCAUGUCUAUUAACUUGUAAGUGCUUAUGUUUAUACUUUAAAACUAGACCUAAUUACUUAUCGAAUUAUGUAUGAAUUAUUCCUGGAUUUGAAUGAAAGCUUUAUCGCUGUACAAAUUCGUUAGCCGCACCAUACUUCAGUAGGGUCACAAGUAGGCAUUGUAUUGUUUUUUGCGUUAUAGGUGUUACGUGAUUCCUAGUCGCAUUUUAUGUCAACGAAUCAUCUGUGUCAUUGAGUGUAUUUUGAAAUACUCGGUCUUUUAAGUCUUAAAAUUUGAUUGUGUACUUUUGUGUUUUGUCUUAAGGUCCAUACUGUUUAAACGGACCAUACCCUAGUGUCAUAAAAAAGGGCAGUAGAAUUUUUGAUUUUAAAAGUUAUAGGCUCCGAAAUAAAAGUAAUUCUAACAGAGACGUAAACAAUUAAACAUUGGUUCAUUCAUCGUUUUUUGGCCUAAAAGGCUUCGUUAAUAUAGUAUUUUAUGCAUCAGUUGUAUAAGAAGGGUCAAAAAAGGCGAGUGGCGUGAGUUACAAUGUGAGCCGGAGCCGAAGGCGUAGGCGAACAUUGUAAAGGAAUACGCCACGAGAAUUUUUUGACCUACUUAUACAACGUUGCAUACAAUAUUUUUCCUACGAGUCAACAAAAAUAAAUCUUAAUUUAGGUAAACAAAUUACAGCAAAAGUAUAUAGCCAAGACGCGCGAGCAUACCUUGUUACGCGCCCGGCCCGCCCCGGGCCGCGGCCGGCCGGUCGGCGACACCUCCUCGUAACUCAUGAGGCCCUGGUACUUGCUACUUGCUAAAUUAAUUUUUUGGACAGUUUUUUCUCAAUUUUGGCCACCGUAGCCUACGGAGACUAACAAGCAACGCUAAGCGGUCUUCGUAGUCUAUGGGUGUUGCUAUAUUACGGGUCACAUGCGUGUUUCUGACUUAUGAAGUAAUUAUUUUUAGUAUGCAACCAAAUGAAUAUUUUGUAAGUUGGCAUCAAUGCACUUAGUUUAAAACUGUAUUCGUUUUGGUUUUGUUAGGUUGGUAGCCAUUAAUCGCAGUAACAUUAUAGCUUAUAAAAGCACAAGAGCUUUUAUGAGGAAUAGACAAUAUAGACUUUUCUUGAAAUCUUUUAUGUAUGUUCUUAUAUUCGUGUUAAUGAAUGCAUAAAUGACAGAUAACAGUAGAGGAGUAGGAAAAGUAAUUAUUUCGUCCUCAAAAUAGACUUUCGGGUUCCGUAAGGAAACAAACAAUAGUUUGAAGACUACUUAAAACACAAAACUAUGUACUUUAUUUGCUGUACACUUGCACUAUUUUCUUAUUAUCUCUUACAAAGUCAAUAUUUUCUCAUCUUUAAUAAAUAUUACGUGAUCUGAAUUCUUUAUGGGAAAAAACGUCGAACGAUCACUUAUCUUAAAAUUGAUUUAUCUAAACCUAAGUACCUGGAGUUGCAGUCGUCCUUAGGCUACCAGCGUCCUUAGCGCUACUUACCACUGUACCAUAGGCUUGUUUGCCACCGACGUGGUAUUAAAAAACUGAUUGAUAAAACAUAACGCUCGUUUAGUUCAUUUCUAGUAGGUAAAUGAAACUAAAGAAAAUGACACCAGGGUAUUUAUUUCUAAAUUAUUAUUUUUUUUAUUUCGUCAAGCAUUGUAGUCAUAGCUCUAGUUUAAUAAAAACAAUGGAAAAGCACCUUUGUUGGUGUUCUAACUUAAAAGCAGUACAAAUAAUUGGUUAAAUUAUAUCAUUGACUUGUUUUAGGUGCUCUAUAGGAAAUUUUUAUGCCUUAGACAAUAAAGUCUUGACCAUCAAUUAGUUUAACGUUAUAAUAAAAUUAUUUUACUAUCAAAACAAAUUAUAUAUUUACAUUCGCUUAUUAAUUCUAUAGUAGAUCUUUAAUUCGUGUGUGCAAUCAUGUGUGUUCGUUAGUGAGUCGUUUGGAGCGAGGUCCUCAUAAGUGUGUGUGUAGAAAAAUAUAUAAGGUGUAUUCGGAUAGUUUCGUAAAUUGGGUAAUCCCGAAAAUCGUUUAAAAUCACUCAUAUUCCGUUGCAAUAAGAGUUCCUUUUCGUAAUUAUCCGGUACUUUUUAGUCUGUUUCCUUUCGUAACUACCCGAAUAUACCUUGUCUAUAAUUUAAGUUCUUCUAGAUUUUCGAAGCAUCUAAAACCUAGACUACCAUUACCCUUUCGUAAAUUGUUUUUCUUAAAAUCUGCCCGGUAUUGUAGUAAAAUUUGUGUAAUAUUUUGAAGACUAUUUGAAUGCUCUCUUGCUCCUUACGAUUGUUUACUUUAUUAUUAUGCUACUGUUAUUUUUUAAUAAAUCAAUAAUAACUA
Cydia pomonella (codling moth) is the source of this 6998-nucleotide messenger RNA. It is a transcript of the gene nst, whose product is annotated as phosphoacetylglucosamine mutase. Lineage: Eukaryota; Metazoa; Arthropoda; Insecta; Lepidoptera; Tortricidae. Gene Ontology annotation, molecular function: phosphoacetylglucosamine mutase activity. The record is from RefSeq and is a predicted model, not a curated record. Gene Ontology annotation, biological process: UDP-N-acetylglucosamine biosynthetic process; carbohydrate metabolic process. The coding region runs from base 145 to 1833 and encodes 562 amino acids. The transcript is spliced from 13 exons.